GACCCGAGGCGGGCGGGGCGAGGCAGAGAAAUUCUUGUGUUGUCAUCUCGUCGAGUUGCGGAGCUCGACGGUGUGUGUGUACAGGGCGGAAUAGCCGACACACACAAUGCGACUCUAGCGGCGAUUGGGUUGCUUUUUAUCCGCUCCACAACCUACAGCGCGCCGGACAAAGAACGUUUGGGCGAGCCGCGCGGACCGAGGCACCGUACAUUUCAAGGCGGAGGCUAAAGCGGCUAACGCCUUAUUAGCUAUGGAGGAACGGAAGGAGGAGGGAGAAGCCGAGAUCCAGGGGCACGGCCCUGAGCACUGGUUCUCCAAGUGGGAACGACAGUGCCUGGCCGCGUCCGAGCAGAGCGAGCCGGGCGACGAGGAGACGGAGCAGAACCAACAGAAGCUGUGGCACCUCUUCCAGAACUCUGCCACCGCGGUGGCGCAGCUCUACAAAGACCGAGAAUGUCAGCAACAAGGCCUUUCUCUCUGGGUGCCCUUCCAGAACGCAGCCACCGCAGUCACCAACAUGUAUAAAGAGAGCAUGGAGGCCCGCCAGCGCAGCUACGACCUGGGGAUCCAGAUUGGCUACCAGCGUAGGAACAAGGACGUCAUAGCCUGGGUCAAGAAGCGCCGGAGAACCAUCCGGCGGGAGGACCUCAUCAGCUUCCUGUGCGGGAAGAUCCCUCCUCCGCGGACGGCCCGUGCCCCGACCCGAGGUGCCAUGGUAGCCGCCAGCCGGCCGCCGCCGCCCGAGACCGGCAGCUCUGUGGAGACCGACCUGCAGCCCUUCAGGGAGGCCAUAGCACUGCACGGCCUCAGCGGCGCCAUGGCCAGCAUCUCCGUCCGCUCCGGCCCGCCCGGCUCGCCCACCCACCCCGCGCAGUCCCUGGGCCGGCGCAGGAACGGCCUCCACGACGUGGACCUCAACACCUUCAUCGCCGAGGAGAUGGCGCUACACCUGGAUUCCACUGCCAACCGCAAGCGGGGCCCCGCCCCCUGCAGUGACGUCAUCACAGACUCGCCCACUCAUAAACGUAACCGGAUGCUCUGAGCUCCCCUUCCCGCCUCGCCCCCGCCCCCCGCCCCCGAGUGGCCCACUUGCUGGACAGCCGAUGAGAACUGACCCUUGGCCCCGCCACCAAAGCGCCAUCCUAGCUGCAUUGCUACGUGUAAUAAAAAGUGAAAUAUUACAACACACUUUUUCCUCUCCUCCUGUAUUUUGUUGCUCCACAGUUUCUACUUCCGCUUCGCUGUGAGCAAGCCUGGCCAUCUUUAAACCGCACUUUCAUUUCCUUUUACCGCCAUUUUCCUUUGAGAGCCCUCCAACGUUAUCCGGCGGCGUUCUGCGAUCAUCACGGGGGGCCUUUUUGCCUUUCCAGGCGGCCGCUGCAGUUACAUUACAUGGCGCCUCGUCCGCUUCCGGGUCUGACUUUGGGUUUUCGCUCAGAACCGCCGACGUCCACAGACCCAAGAUGCACUAUUUAUGUUUACUGUUCCAUGUUUACACGGAGGCUCCACUUCCAACAAAGCAUGCAAUGCUUCUUUCUUUUCUUUUUUUUAUUAGUCACUGCUUUGUGAUACGAUCUUUAUGUAAUGUGUGUAAAUAAACACGUAGGUGCUGUUACUAUAUGUGGUAAAUAUUGUAAAGAAAAAAACAACAAUUUAGUGCAAAUGAAUCAGGAUGUCCAUGUACAAUAACCAUUAUGACAAUAAAGGAACUACCAACUA
Messenger RNA from Entelurus aequoreus (snake pipefish), 1719 nucleotides. Its product is annotated as HUWE1-associated protein modifying stress responses-like. The record is from RefSeq and is a predicted model, not a curated record. Bases 251 to 1042 code for a protein of 263 amino acids. NCBI's taxonomy places the organism in Eukaryota, Metazoa, Chordata, Actinopteri, Syngnathiformes, Syngnathidae. The transcript is spliced from 4 exons.